This is a messenger RNA of Otolemur garnettii (small-eared galago), 1096 nucleotides long. RefSeq names its product protein kinase C eta (gene PRKCH). Gene Ontology annotation, molecular function: ATP binding; protein serine/threonine kinase activity. The transcript has 8 exons. The record is from RefSeq and is a predicted model, not a curated record. Lineage: Eukaryota; Metazoa; Chordata; Mammalia; Primates; Galagidae. Bases 57 to 1010 code for a protein of 317 amino acids. Gene Ontology annotation, biological process: intracellular signal transduction; peptidyl-serine phosphorylation.
CUACUCUCCAGAGAGACCGAAUCUUCAAACAUUUUACCAGGAAGCGCCAAAGGGCGAUGCGGAGACGCGUCCACCAGAUCAACGGACACAAGUUCAUGGCCACGUACCUGAGGCAGCCCACCUACUGCUCCCACUGCAGAGAGUUCAUCUGGGGAGUAUUUGGGAAACAGGGUUAUCAAUGCCAAGUGUGCACCUGUGUCGUCCAUAAACGCUGCCAUCAUCUCAUUAUUACAGCCUGCACUUGCCAAAACAACAACAACAAAGUGGAUUCGAAGAUUGCUGAACAGAGGUUCGGAAUCAACAUCCCACACAAAUUCAACAUCCACAACUACAAAGUGCCAACGUUCUGCGACCACUGUGGCUCCCUGCUCUGGGGGAUAAUGCGGCAAGGACUGCAGUGUAAAAUCUGUAAAAUGAAUGUGCACAUCCGAUGUCAAGCAAACGUGGCCCCUAACUGUGGGGUGAACGCCGUGGAGCUGGCUAAGACCCUGGCAGGGAUGGGUCUCCAACCCGGAAAUAUUUCCCCAACCGCGAAACUGGUUUCCAGAUCAACCCUAAGAAGACAGGGAAAGGACAGCAGCAAAGAAGGAAAUGGGAUUGGGGUCAGUUCUUCCAGCCGACUCGGUAUUGACAACUUCGAGUUCAUCCGAGUGCUGGGGAAGGGGAGUUUUGGGAAGGUGAUGCUUGCAAGAAUAAAAGAAACGGGAGACCUGUAUGCCGUGAAGAUUCUAAAGAAGGACGUGAUCCUGCAGGAUGACGACGUGGAGUGUACCAUGACCGAGAAAAGGAUCCUGUCUUUGGCCCGCAAUCACCCCUUCCUCACUCAGCUGUUCUGCUGCUUUCAGACCCCUGACCGCCUGUUCUUCGUGAUGGAGUUUGUGAAUGGGGGCGACCUGAUGUUCCACAUUCAGAAGUCCCGUCGCUUUGACGAAGCGAGAGCUCGUUUCUACGCUGCGGAGAUCAUUUCCGCGCUCAUGUUCCUCCACGAGAAAGGGAUCAUCUAUCGGUGAGUUUGGGUCGCUGGGGUCUCUUCUCCUCAUUGGUGCCCUGCCCCCUCUCCUGGCUUCAUCCAUCCUUCUACUGCCCUUGAUGAUCA